Salvia miltiorrhiza (redroot sage) is the source of this 848-nucleotide messenger RNA. RefSeq names its product dehydration-responsive element-binding protein 1B-like. Gene Ontology annotation, biological process: regulation of DNA-templated transcription. Lineage: Eukaryota; Viridiplantae; Streptophyta; Magnoliopsida; Lamiales; Lamiaceae. The coding region runs from base 143 to 745 and encodes 200 amino acids. The record is from RefSeq and is a predicted model, not a curated record. Gene Ontology annotation, molecular function: DNA-binding transcription factor activity; DNA binding. The transcript has a single exon.
AGCCACCACAAAUAUGGGGUGAAAUACGAGAUUUGUGAUAUAGUGCCGACGUGAAGUGUUCAAAAUAUCUCACUUCUUGAGAUAUUUUCGCAAAUAGAAGGUACGCUAUUAUUGGUUACGCAUUCACGCACAUAAAUAUUCAAUGUUGAAACAUCUUCACUCACUCCUUCACUUCAUCGAUCUUCAUAUAUUUGCGGCUAUGUUUUCGGACACGUGGCCACCCUCCUCAUCCACCGACGCCGUGAUUCUGGCUUCCGACAGCCCGAAGAAGCCGGCGGGGAGGAAGAAGUUCCGCGAGACGCGCCACCCCGUGUACCGCGGCGUCCGCUUGCGGAACUCCGGCAAGUGGGUCUGCGAGACGAGGGAGCCCAACAAGAAGUCGAGAAUCUGGCUCGGCACCUUCGCCACCGCCGAAAUGGCGGCGCGCGCGCACGACGUGGCCGCCAUUGCAUUGAGAGGCCGCGCGGCUUGCCUCAAUUUCGCUGACUCCGCGUGGCGGCUGCCCGCCCCGGCCUCCUCGAGCGCCCACGACAUUCAGAAGGCCGCGGCGGAGGCGGCCGUCGCUUUCCGCCCCCACUCGGCUGCGUUGGAGGAGAAUUCAUUUUUUGUGGACGAGGAAACUCUGUUAGGGUUGCAUGGGUUGCUUUCCGGCAUGGCGGAGGGGUUGAUGCUGCCGCCGCCGCCGCCUCUCUACAGUCACGACGCCCAAGUGGAAGCUGAAAUGCCACUGUGGAGCUACACUUGACAUUAAAUUCGUGUGUUACUCUUUUUUUAGCAAAUUAAGGAAAGUGAAAGAGGUCAACAAAUGACAUGUUCUUAAUAAAUAAACAUGCACCAUUGGCAUGUGA